AUGAACAACAGCGAGCUUGCCGCGUGCUUCGAUCUCAUCGCGAAGACCUCCCAGCAAGACUACAAGUCGUCAAGCCGGGGCUGGGACCCCGAUUACAAGAUGGAGGAGAUGUCAGACAAAGAAAUGAUGUACCUUCUGAUUCGGCAGGCAAAAGGUUACGUAGGUAUGGACAGGGUCAGCGAGCAGGAUUCAAGCGCAAACCACGCUGGUGCAAUUCUCGGCUUCAUUUCCUUCAAGUUUGAACCUGAAGAAGAAGAACUGAAGAUGAUGAGGCCAGUUCAAUACAUCUACGAGAUUCACCUCGAUGACCGACUUCGCAACCAAGGUCUUGGCGGACGAAUGAUACAGUGGGCAGAAAGCCAAGCUCGCUUGGUCAAAAUCAGCAAGAUGAUGCUGACGAUGUUCACGGUCAACAAGGGGGCGAGGCGAGUGUAUGAGAGGGAGGGCUUUGUAAAGGAUGAGCUCAGCCCUGGAGACAGGGUGACGAGGAGAAAGGUCAUCGAGGCUGACUACAUCAUCAUGAGCAAGGAGCUGUAA
Messenger RNA from Macroventuria anomochaeta, 537 nucleotides. Its product is annotated as acyl-CoA N-acyltransferase. Gene Ontology annotation, cellular component: nucleus. Lineage: Eukaryota; Fungi; Ascomycota; Dothideomycetes; Pleosporales; Didymellaceae. The transcript has a single exon. Gene Ontology annotation, molecular function: histone H2A acetyltransferase activity; histone H4 acetyltransferase activity; protein N-terminal-serine acetyltransferase activity. The record is from RefSeq and is a predicted model, not a curated record. The coding region runs from base 1 to 537 and encodes 178 amino acids.